UGCGACACUGGGAAGAUUGUUGUCAAAUUUUUGUUUGGGACUUCUUUUUAUGUUUAAAUGUUUAAAUUUAUAUGUAAUUAUUUAAAUAAAUACCGGACACUUUACUUUUAUGACAAUCAAUAAAUAUGGACUAUUUAGAAUCGGAUCUUUUCAGGGAUUGCACCGGAGGCGCUCCAAUGUUACAAAAAGCCACUUACCAUUGGGCUACGAUAACCUGCGAAUUUUUAGAUGCGGUCCAAGGGCUCGAAUUGGGCGAGCUGCUUCACGAUGAAUCCUUUGGGUUGUUUGAAGCAAUGUCUGCAAUCGAAAUGAUGGACCCGAAGAUGGAUGCUGGUAUGCUGUGUAAUCGCGGAAAUAAAAAGGCAAAGUCGUUCGAGCAAGCGGUUUCGGAUUCGACGUUGAAGUUAAAUAAUUUCUCCAACAGAGAACUGAUUGAUAUAAUUGACACCACUUUGGCAUGUAUCGUUUCAUGGUUAGAGGGACACUCUUUAGCACAAACUGUAUUUACAAAUUUAUAUCUGCACAAACCUUACUCAAUUGAAGAUAGAACGCUAAAGGUAUUUUCGUUGGCGGUGUACAAAGUCUUGGAAAUUAUUAAAGAGUUUAUACACAAGGCCAUUGUGUACGAAGAGGAGGAUUUUCAACCAAUGCAUUACGGGUAUCACUUAAAUCCAGAUCUUUCCGAACAGAGAAUGAUUGGAAUGCUCAGGGAAGUGGAAGAAGAGCUUCAUAAAAAGUCAAGAUCGAAAUUUCAAAAUGGACAACCUCUGCCAAAUGAAAUGGAUGAGACAGUUGCACUGUAUGCGAGAAUAAAAUUCGUCAGAGUGUUUUACCAGGCCCUCACGUUACUUUUACAAAGAAAAGAAGAUCCCCAACCAGCAAUAACAGAUUGCCAAAGAUUAUUCGUUACUGCUACAGAUAUGCUGCUGAUAAUGCAAAAAACGGUCCAAUCGGACGCACAACAAAGCAAUAUAUUAGAACACGCUCAGGUAUUAGGUUUUGAACCGCUUAUAAACCAAAGACUGCUACCUCCGACCUUCCCUCGCUACACGAAGAUUAAACCGAAAGAAGAAGCACUGGUGUACUUUGAAGAUAUAAUUGAACGAUUGAAGACGGUAUGCAAAAUUCACGGCAUUUCGUCGUUUCAUCAAGCCUUGGAUUUCUUCAUCGAGUUUAGCAAGAGCAGUCCAUGCCUUUUGUCACGUUCGGCCUUACAGUUAUUGUACUUGGGGAGCCAUAGUGCAGUACUCGCGUCUAAUCCAAAUAUUCUAAAAGAGUUACUAAAGGAUGCCGCAAAAUCGUUUAUUUCCCCUCCAGCAUUGAUGGCGAAGGCCAUCGUGUCAAAUCAGCAGGCCAAAAUGUACGUCGACACGUUCUUUUCUCAUUGCACAAGACCGUUCGCGAAUUUACUACAACUUUGCGGUCACAAUCGCGCCAGACAAAGGGAUAAGUUGGCUCAUUUGCUCGAGGAGUUUACCAGUUUGCAGGAUGAGGCAGAACGAGUGGACGCCUAUUUGCACAAUAUCUCAAUCAGUUGCACUUGGUCGAGACCACAUUUGGCUUGUUUCGGCACAUGGAUCUUGUACCACACUUUGAGAAUUAUGAUUAUGUAUCUGCUGGCUGGAUUUGAGUUGGAGUUGUAUAGUGUGCACGAGUAUUAUUACAUUUAUUGGUAUCUGUAUGAGUUCCUGUAUGGAUGGUUGGUAUCUGCACUAACACGAGCCGAUAGUUUCUUGGUUGAGCAAGAGCUAAUAGGUGAACUACGUAAAACGAAAGGGAAUAAGAAAAUCAAGCCCAAGUACAAGAAGAAAGCGAGACCUUACAAUCGAGAUAUACUAUUUUUUCAAGCGUUACAGAAUAUGUGCGGUGGCUAUUACAAGGCUCUGAUAGGGUUUAGAAUCGAUGAAAAGUUAACCAUGCCUCACCCUCAAUUUGAUAGCGAGCAGGUUCGAUAUGAACACAGAUUUGCACCCUUUCAAAGUUUACUAACACCACCACCAGUGCAAUACUCGGAGUUCAGGGAUAUGACCUCGCCAGCAAGGUGUAGUCAACAAGCAAUUGACAGCAUGUACUUGUAUAUAGCCGGCUGUAAGCACUUUCAUCAGGCCAGGCAACUGCUGGAAACUGUAACUCCGCUUGAUCCCGAGGUUGUGGAAUUACUCAAAAUUUGUAAAACAAAUUUUGUGGUCUUGAAAUUGCUAGCGGGUGGUCACAAAAAGGAAUCGACAACAUCACCUAACUUUGAUUUUUCUAAACAUAGACAUUUUCCUAUAAUUAAACUGUAAAAAAAUGUUUACUUAAUCGCUAGAAAUUUUGUGACUUUUGUUUAAGAGUAAAGUGUAUAGUUCGACUACUUUGA
This is a messenger RNA of Photinus pyralis (common eastern firefly), 2359 nucleotides long. RefSeq names its product N-alpha-acetyltransferase 35, NatC auxiliary subunit. Gene Ontology annotation, cellular component: NatC complex. The record is from RefSeq and is a predicted model, not a curated record. Bases 126 to 2285 code for a protein of 719 amino acids. Lineage: Eukaryota; Metazoa; Arthropoda; Insecta; Coleoptera; Lampyridae. Gene Ontology annotation, biological process: N-terminal peptidyl-methionine acetylation. The transcript is spliced from 12 exons.